AGAUCAGAUAGUCAGUAACCAUGGAGCAGCAUCAGCAGGUGGAGAGGCUGCGGGUGAGAUUGGUGCCCGCUGGAACGGAGGAGCGUGCCCGGAAUAUCAUUGCCAAUGUGGUGCUGGAGGAUGGCCUGGUGCCCUUCAUCGAUGAUCAUGCCGCGGAGAAGGUGACCCUGAUCGCCCAAGAGUUGGCUGCUCCAGUUCCUGGCUCCAGCCAGCAGCCACGCCUCCGGUACUAUGCGGUCGGACCCUCCACCUACAAGUUACUGUGCCCACUUUGUCGGGAGAGGAGCCAGGCGGCCGUGAUGAGGGCAGCCAGUUGCAAGGACGCCAGCUUUUGCCUCAGUUUGCUUUCCUGCAUCUUUCCACUCUUUUGGAUCUGCUGCGUGUGCACCUGGUGUGGCUGCAAUCGGGAAUGGACCACCAAGGGGGUUUAUUGCAGCUCGUGUGGCGGCAAAGUGGGAAUCCAACGCAAGGCCAAAUAACCCACUUAACGACCAAUUAAAAUGAAAUUAAUGCCAAAUAUUCCUACGUUCUAUAAUUCUAUUACGCGUCUAACUCAAUUAAAGACGCAUUGUAAAUCAA
Messenger RNA from Drosophila elegans, 579 nucleotides. RefSeq lists its product as uncharacterized. The transcript has 2 exons. The record is from RefSeq and is a predicted model, not a curated record. The coding region runs from base 21 to 479 and encodes 152 amino acids. Lineage: Eukaryota; Metazoa; Arthropoda; Insecta; Diptera; Drosophilidae.